Molecule: messenger RNA, 590 nt
Organism: Gavia stellata (red-throated loon)
Lineage: Eukaryota; Metazoa; Chordata; Aves; Gaviiformes; Gaviidae
Gene: FAM180A
Product: family with sequence similarity 180 member A
Exons: 3
Coding region: 1-519 (172 amino acids)
Source: RefSeq, a predicted model, not a curated record
AUGCUUUGGAAGACUUUGCUGCUGCUGCUGUUCUAUUACAGUGCUCAUGCCACUGUGACCCACAGAUGGAACAAAGCUGUGCUUUUCCCAGCUGCUCAGCGAUUCAAGAGGUCCUCAGCUGCCUUCCUUAACCCAGUGCUACAAAACUCGCUGGAAGAUGUGGUCCUGCUUUAUGAGUUUCUUUUAGCUGAACUUGACAUUGACAAAGGUCAGAGGAUCUCCAUCAAAGAUGAGGAGCUUGCUUCACUGAGGAAGGCUGCUGAGUUUGACACCAUCUGCAAUGAGAUUAUCCCCAAAAGCAUCACAGAGAUCCGCAGGCUGAGUAGCAGGCUAUCUUCCUACCCAAAGGUACUCAAGAAAGAAGACUUUGAAAGGACAGUGCUGACCAUGGUCUACACGGCGUACAGGGCUGCUCAGUCCCAGGGGCACCAGAAAGACGCUUGGGCUGAAUCCUUUGUCAGUCUUUAUAAAGCCCUGAAGCACGACUUGAUGCUCCCAUACAACAAAGAGCCAUCAUAGUGGAAGACUUGAUGCAACAGCAACUCAGCCACCUCUUCUGGUUGAUAAGGGACACACAUAGCACGUCCUCC